Molecule: messenger RNA, 714 nt
Organism: Neohortaea acidophila
Lineage: Eukaryota; Fungi; Ascomycota; Dothideomycetes; Mycosphaerellales; Teratosphaeriaceae
Exons: 2
Coding region: 1-714 (237 amino acids)
Source: RefSeq, a predicted model, not a curated record
AUGGCCCCCAACGUCGGUGCGAGUAACUUUACCGCCGUUCGCGCUCCAGCAGCGCAAGGACUGGAUGUCACUGCGGCCACCAUCACCGUCACCGUUGGCGCGGCAUCCGAGCAACGCACAUUCUACAUCCACUCAGGGCUCGCCUGUAACCACUCUAAGGCCAUCGUCAAACUGUACCACAAGCCAGGAGACGAGGGACGCAUCAUACGCCUUGGGGAAGAUGACCCUGAAGCGUUCGAGAUGUUCGCUCGCUUCCUCUAUUCGGGCAAAGUCCACAGCCGCAUGGAAGGGGACAUCGAUUCAGACCAAGCGGAAGUCUAUGAUAAUGAAUGGCCUCGUCUUACGUUGGGCUGGAGGUUGGGCGAUAGGCUGCAGAGCCCAUCGUUCAAGGACGCAGUGGUGGACGCUGUGUGCGAAAAGAUGCAGAACGACCGGAGAUACCCGGUGUCGCUGUAUCAGGAUAUAUAUCCUCACACUUCAGCUGGAGCACCGCUCAGACGCUUGAUUGUGGAUAUUGCGGUUUGGAAAUGGCAUGCGCACAACUUCAGGGCCACGGAGUUUCAUGGAAGCUGGAAUGACUUUUUCCGCGACCUGGCCGUGCGACAGUUUGAGAUAGGCAAGGAAGGGCGGAAAGAUCCAGCGCCAUUCUCGACUCCAAAUUGCAUCUACCACGAGCAUGGAGAUGACUAUCCGUGUUACAGAACGAUGUUCUAG